AUGCAGCGCGCGCUGCCGCUUCUCCACGGACAGAUCAGUUUCUCCACAGCCCUAGCCGACGAUGACAAUGUCCUCCAAGAGCUCUCCUAUCCCGAACGGCGACUCGAGUUCUAUAUAUAUCUUUACCAGAACCGCACCGUCAUCGAGUCGAUCGUGUCGUAUCACAUGAACCUAAACAAAAAGCAGACAUGCCGUGUCGGGGAAGUCAAAGAGUGGAUUGCCGGGAGCUUCAACGUGUGCAUACCAGUUGACAUUGACGGGCAGAAUGAUAAUGCACCCAAAGGGCUCUCAUUAGAUUUCCUUUACCAUACAAGGUCGGGGAGAUUCAAUACCCAGGAAAUGCAGACGAGAAGCUUCGCUGCGAGGCUGCAACCUUUAUCUGGAUUCGGCAGAACUGUCCUUCUAUACCAAUACCUCAAUUAUGGGGUUUUGCGUUUGCGCAAGGACCAUUUCACCGUGAUUGAGCAAACCCCCUUCUUCAGCCGACUGAAAUGGUAUAUUCACCGUGUAGUAUCGUCUGUUUUCGGGUAUCCGCUCCGACUACCUUACUUAAGUCGAAAUUGCCCUGUUAACCUGACAGUCGGAUAUCUUAUCAUGGAUCACGUCGGAAGUACCGAUACUAUGAUGCUUUCUGAAUCUUGGGAUAAGCUACGCCACGACCAAAAGCGUAGUACCAACCUUUUUCGCGGGCUGAGUCAAAUUAUCCUAUCCUUAGCUCAGUCUCCUUUUGAUCGCAUCGGAUCUCUAACGAUCGACAAUCAGGGGUUUAUAAAACAUACCAAUCGCCCUCUAACGCUCCGUCUCCACCAUCUAGAGAACGAGUCUGUUCCCACCAACAUGGACAGGGACCUUACAUAUUCAACAAGCGAUAGCUACUUUAUGGACUUGCUAUCCUAUCACGACAGUCGGUUGCGCCACGCCCCGAAUUCAAUACAGGACAAGGCCGAUGGUGAAGCACAGUUGUCAACACUGACCAUUAUGCGAGCUCUUCUGCCACAUUUCUCCUGCCGCGAUUACCGGCGUGGUCCGUUUAUCAUGACCUUGACGGAUCUACAUCAAAGUAACCUCUUUGUCGACAGUGACUGGAACAUUAAGUCCCUCGUCGAUCUAGAGUGGACAUGUUCACUACCGGUUGAGAUGCUCCAUCCGCCCUACUGGCUCACUAGUCGUGGGGUGGACCAAUUAUACAAUGGAGAGCAUCUCGAUGCUUUCAGCAAAGUUCAUGCCGAAUUCAUGAAUGUCUUCGAGGAGGAAGAACAGGCUCAUGCUCGGGCGGGGAAUAAAACCUCCGGUCUCACAAGUAUCAUGAGGAAAGGCUUGGAAACUGGGAAUUUCUGGUAUUUUCACGCCCUGGAAACUCCCAAAGGUUUAUAUAAUAUCUUCCUAGAGCACAUACAACCCAGGUUCUCGAAACUGAAUGACGCUGGGAUGGUGGAGUUUGAACGGACCAUCUCGCCAUAUUGGACACCGGACAUACAAAAAAUUCCUUGA
Messenger RNA from Aspergillus pseudonomiae, 1491 nucleotides. RefSeq lists its product as uncharacterized. Lineage: Eukaryota; Fungi; Ascomycota; Eurotiomycetes; Eurotiales; Aspergillaceae. The record is from RefSeq and is a predicted model, not a curated record. The coding region runs from base 1 to 1491 and encodes 496 amino acids. The transcript is spliced from 2 exons.